UAUAUUUUACAUCAUCCUUGUGAGAAAAUCAUCUCGACCUGAAGUUGUUUGGUUAUCUAAAAUGUGCAAAAAGAUAAAAUUAAAACGAAUAUGUAGAUAAUCAGAUGACUAAACAAUUUUAGAUGCAAUGGGUUCAACGCCCUAACCAACUGCCAUCCACGUCUGCACUGCACAAUGAGAAAAAUCCUUAUUCGCGGAAGCCUCUGCUCAAUUGAGACAAAACCAAAAGUACAGAAUCAGAGCUCUGACAAGACAACUGGAAACCCCAACUAGUAAGUCAACCAAGAAUUUUUUUUAUUUAUACAAGUCUGGUUAGGUCGAUCAGGAAAAUUUUGUGAACUCUCUAUUUUUGCUCUGGUCGUCUCCUAAGGUCAAUUGGUGUCUCCGCCAAGAACAAUGAGCAAGUCUAACCACAAAAACAAGAGCGAACCCACAAGCAAGGGACCUCCAUGUUUCUCUGAGUUUGGUCAGAAAGCUAAAGACUUGCUUACCAGUGGAUAUUCCAGGAGCCAGAAAUUUAGCUUCACAACCCGCAGUGAUGGUGGAGUGAAAAUUACUUCAACCGCGGCAAAGAAGCCAGGUUGCUCAACUGCAGCUGUGGCAGGAGCAUACACAUACAAGAAUGCAAAUUUUGACUGUCGAAUUGAUACGGAUUCAAAAAUUACUGGAACCCUCACUUUAAAUAAGAAGUUUCUGUCAAGCACGAAGACUAGUGCUUCAUUCAGCUUACCUGAUUACCAAUCAAGCAAGCUCCGGGUUCGAAUACGCCAAGAAUAUGCUGCUCUGUCCACAUCCAUGGCUUUGAACAAGUCCCCUGCAAUAACAUUUUCAGCAGCUGUAGGGAGUUCAAGCAUUGCCCUUGGUAUGGAGACACAGUACAAAACUGCUUCUAGCUGUUUCUCCAAGUGCAGUGCAGGCAUUUACAUGAAGAGUCUCAAUUCUGAUGCUUCAAUAAUUCUGGCAAACAAAGGUGACUUGCUAACAGCAUCAUGUGUUCUUUAUCUCGAUAAAGAAAAGAAGCAUGCAGCAGUGGUAGAGUUCACUCAAAAGCUGUCAACAAAGAGAAACACCUUGACAGUUGGGGGAUCAUAUGCUGUUGAUCAUCAAACAGUAGUGAAAGCUAGACUUGACGAUCACGGAGAAUUUAAGACUGUUCUACGGUACAAUGUUAGACCCAAGUCAUGCCUGGCUAUAUCUGGUGAAUUCAACACCAAGGCACUUGACAAGAUUCCUAAAAUUGGGUUGGCACUUUCUCUUGUUCUUUAAAUGAUUUCUCAAUUUUCAUAUGCCACUGGAGCAAUUUCUUUGUCCCCCAGCUGAUAAUUUGUCAGUUGGGCGACAUCACAAAUAGAUCUCUAUGAUUUUGUCAAGUCAAGAAAGUUGCUGAUUCAACAGCUCUACUACUAGUGUUUUAAAGCAAUAUGCAUAUUAUUUUAAAGACAAUUGUAAACUCUUAUAUAAAAAGGAAGUCACUUACAAUCAAAUCUAAACUACUCUUGCAUCGCCA
Molecule: messenger RNA, 1507 nt
Organism: Prunus avium (sweet cherry)
Lineage: Eukaryota; Viridiplantae; Streptophyta; Magnoliopsida; Rosales; Rosaceae
Product: mitochondrial outer membrane protein porin 2-like
Biological process (GO): monoatomic anion transmembrane transport
Cellular component (GO): mitochondrial outer membrane
Molecular function (GO): voltage-gated monoatomic anion channel activity
Source: RefSeq, a predicted model, not a curated record